AUGACAUGUGGUCCAGACCAGAUAUUCAAGUCAUGUCAGCCUUGCGAGAAGACCUGCUCAAGUCCUACAACCUGUACAGGUGCCUGUAUAACGGGUUGCUUCUGUAAAGAGGAGUAUUACAGGGCCCCGGAUGGAACUUGUGUGAAGUUACAAGACUGUCCCACAGCCGAAAUAACCCUCAGCGAUGCGAACGAGCCCUCAAUAGAAGAGUGUCAGGCUGACGAAGUAUACGUGGGUUGUGGGUGGUGCGAACGGACUUGCUCUGACCCCAAUCCCACGUGUCCGUCAUACUUGUGUACACGUGGGUGUCUCUGCAAGCCACCGCUGUUGCGCCACCAUAGCGGCCAUUGCGUGGAGGCUAAAGACUGCUUGCCACGAAAAUGCACAAAACCCAAUGAGGAAUAUACAUGUAGGUAUGGCUGUGAGCCGCGUUGUAAAGAACACUAUUGUAUUCGCCCGCGUCGCUGUCUGCUUGGCUGUCAUUGCAAGCUUGGAUUGCUUCGGGAUCAAAAUGGAAACUGUGUUACUUAUGAAAAUUGUACUAUGACUACUACCACGACCCUGCCUAUAAAUAUCUAG
Zerene cesonia (dogface butterfly) is the source of this 579-nucleotide messenger RNA. RefSeq names its product serine protease inhibitor swm-1. NCBI's taxonomy places the organism in Eukaryota, Metazoa, Arthropoda, Insecta, Lepidoptera, Pieridae. The transcript has 3 exons. The record is from RefSeq and is a predicted model, not a curated record. The coding region runs from base 1 to 579 and encodes 192 amino acids.